CACAAACAAACUGAAAUCAUCCUGUCCGGCCAUGUUAACGUAGUACUCUUCAAGAAGUUUAUGAUAAUUUUGAUUUCCUUAUUUUGCUUCAUAAUUGGAUUUUACCAUCGAAAUUUUUCUUUUAAAAUUUAUUUUUCUGUUUUGAACAUUUAAUCAGAAACACUGGAACGCUAAUUUAUAUUAUGGAGCCUGUUUCAAAACGUCAAAAAUUAAUCGGAAAAAAAAUUGUCAAGAUUACUUCUUUAGCAACAGAUAAUCAAUCAGCAGGUAGUAUGUCGGAGAAAGAUUUCAAUAAUCCAUUUGCUGCUUUAUUUCCUUGUGGUGAAGAAAGUGAUGCUUUUAAAACAGGCGUAAUUUCAUCAGAACUUAUUGACAGACCAAGUAAAAGUGGUGCAUGUAGUUCACAAGAAUCUACAAACAGUGAAAUGCAGUCAUCUGAUACUGUUGUUCCUAAAACAGAUGAUGGUGAUAAACAUCUGGCUAGCCAUUUUUAUGAAGAUGUAUUUCGAAUAACUCUUUCAAAGGAGCCUUGCUGCAGUAAAAAUGGUCCUAUUUCCCUUGUGUUCUUAAAUGAAGUUCAUCAUGCUCUGCGUUACCAAGUGGAGUUAGAUGAAAACUGCAUUGAUCGAGCAGUAUUUGAACGUAUGUUAUUGGAAGAUCCUGCCCAACACAUUGUUCGUAGAAAGAAUUUCCACGAUGAUGAUAACAUUGCUUCUGAAAAAAGAGUCAUGUUCUAUUUAUAUCAAUCUUACCAUCGACUAAAGUCAACUGAUUUUAAGAUUAGACCAUUGGAAACAGCACAUCAUAUAAUUGUGAAUCAAACUGCCUCAGCACUUUGUAAUCCUGAGUUAUUUCCAGAUUCCAAACUUGCUGAAGACUUCAUGAAAUUAUUUUUGCAUUAUCAUGAAGAAUCAGGUCACUGUGAAAUUUUGUCUCAGUUUUUGAUUGAUGUAUCUACAUCCAUUAUUGAACUUGGGAAUGACCUAGUGUCAACAUUGAAAUCAUCUUUUGUUUACUUACAAACUAAGUUUUUACAUACUACAUUAUCGGACAGAAACUUAUUCAGAUAUAUCGAUGUUUUGAAUUAUUUCACUGGGUCAGAAAAUUUGAUCAAAGGAAUUAUUAAGUAUAGCAUGCCAAAAGAAAUAAAAAAUGGCAAAGCUUAUCAGAACAGUUUAUUGGGACUUCCUUUGGGUGUCUCAUGCCUUCCAAAAACAGAAAUUGAUCGUUAUGAAUUCUUUCAAGAUCCGUCAAGGUAUUCUUCACAAGAUCAUGCUAUCAUGGAAGAAAGAUUAUCAUUGCCCUUAACAAAUCUUGCAAAAAAAAUGCAUCAAUUCUUUGAUAAAAUACUGAGGAAAUCAGCUGAAACUCGGGAGAUGUUGCUGCAAUGGCUUGGAAGUUGCUUAGAUGCUAAUAAUGGACGUGCCAAAAUAUGGAAUAGUCAACUACCUGAAGUAUAUGCUUCUCUUCAUGCAUCUGAUGGUUUCAUGAUUAAUCUAACAGCUGUGCUGCUACAAUUAUGUAAACCAUUUACUGAGCCAUGUCAUCCAAAAUUAUUCAAAAUAAGUCCUUCCUAUUGUUCUGCACCAGUAUCAACUGAUUCCAAUAAAAAUGGUGUUCACAUUAAAAGCAUCUCAUCUGAAACCUGCCUCUUACCCAGAGAUGAACCUAUGACUGUAGAAGAUGUGAAAUACAAUUUUAUAUCUGAAAUAUUUUUUGCCACCCACUAUGCUUUUUGGAUUGGAUUUCAUGUUGUGUAUGAUAGAAUUCUGAAAUUAAAUCAGGAAUUAGUGAGAACUCAAAGACUUUAUGAAGAAGCCCGAUCACAAGGAGGAGAAUCUUCUGAAAUAGUUCAAAGAAUCAAAGAAAAUAUGGAAAAGGCUUGCUGGACCACAAUUAGAUCACUUUAUGACUAUGAUUUUAAUUUUUAUGGGUAGUCCAGAACGAGUUAAAAAUCCUCAUUUACGGGCUCAUUUAGCUGAGAUGCUGGAAUCUUUGAUGCCUUCUAAUGAAAAUGAACCUAGUACUCUGUUAUCAAGUGGUAUUUAUCGUGAAAAGUUGUUCACUUCUCAUCAUUUUGUGUCUGAAAUGAUUCCUACAUUAUUGAAAGUUUUUGUAAGCAUUGAGAGUCAUAGUGUUGCCUUUGAACAAAAGUUUCAGUAUAGACGGCCUAUGUAUAUAGCUCUUGAUUAUUUGUGGAAUUUUGAUGUCCAUAAGAUGAAAAUGAAGGAGCUGGCUGACACAGCUGAGAAAAAUAUGGAAUCUCCCCAUCCUCCAUUAUUUUUACAUUUUAUAAAUCUUUUGAUAAAUGAUGCCAUUUUUCUACUGGAUGAAGCUUUAACAUAUAUGAGCAAAUUACGUGAAAUCCAACAAGCAAGAGAUAGUGGGUCCUGGCAGUCUAUGUCUUCAGACCAACAACAGCGAGAAGAAGGGGAUUUCCAACAUAUGGGUCUACUUGCAAAGUUCCACAAUGUUAUGAGUAAUGAAACAAUUAAUACACUUCAGUGGCUCUCCCAAGAAAUUAAAUCCAUAUUUUGCCAUCCAACUAUCGUUGACCGAAUUACAGCUAUGCUUAAUUACUUUUUACUUCAUUUAGUUGGACCUCAGAAAAAGAAUUUCAAAGUAAAGGAUCUGAAAGAAUAUGAAUUUAAGCCCCAGGAGCUUGUUCGUGAUAUUUGUCGUAUUUACCAAAAUUUAGGUGCUUCAGAUGAUGCAUAUGCUGAGCGCUUUUGUUGUGCAGUUUCGAGGGAUGGAAGAUCAUACACUCAAGAUUUAUUUCCUCUUGCUCAAGUAGUGCUCAAUAAAAUUGGGCAGGGCGGUAUUGGUGCUCAAUUAGAACAUGUUGCCAAUAAGGUUCAUCAACUUGCUCUGAAGCAGCAGCAAGAUGAGGAAUUAUUAGCUGAAGCUCCAGAUGAGUUUUAUGACCCUAUUAUGAGCACAUUAAUGAAAGAUCCUGUGAAGCUUCCCUCAUCUGGUGUAACUGUUGAUAGAGCAACCAUUGCUCGACAUCUGUUAAGUGAUCAAACAGAUCCAUUCAAUCGAAGUCCUCUCACUAUGGAUAUGUUGAUUCCAGAUGAAGAGCUGAAAUUAAAACUUAGUAAAUGGUUUCAAGAAAGGAAAAAAUAGUCACAAUUGACUCUAUUGUAUUCAACUGGAAUUUUUAAAUACUUAUCUCCAAUGAAAUUUUAAUUAAAUACUCUUACACCCCAAAGCAGUUAUUUUGUAUUUUAUUGUGUUUGUUAUACAUUUUUAAAAAACUGCUGCUGGAAAUGUACAGCAGAUUUGUACUAUAAUCAUUUGAUAUUUAUGGGGUAUAUCUGUAAAAGUGUAUGAUUUGAAUGUAAGAAUUUGUAUAGUGAAAAUGUGCAUUUACACUUACACUGGCCCCUCUCAAUUUUGCGUGUAAGUAUUUAUUUUUCUUUAAGCAAAUACAAUUGAUUUAUAACACAAGUUUAAAGGCUUUUUUUUUCAUACCAUAUUUUCUUUACAUCCAUUCCAGAUUUGAAGUACAAUUGUUUUUGUAAAAGUGUAUGUUUUAGAAACUGCAUGAAGCAUUGAAAUUUAAGUUUGAAUUUUAUAAGUUUUUAAUAUUCUGUAAACUGUUAAAAUAAAAUUUGUUUUUCCUAAGUUUUUUUUAAAAAAAUGUUUAUAAUUUUGUUGUGAAAAUCUCGGUAAUAUAUAAUUUAUUAAGUUUACAGUAAGCAAUGUUCUGGUGCACAAAUGUUGUACAUUGUAAUUCUUUCAAAAUAAAACACCAUGUAUUGUAAAAAAA
Molecule: messenger RNA, 3772 nt
Organism: Parasteatoda tepidariorum (common house spider)
Lineage: Eukaryota; Metazoa; Arthropoda; Arachnida; Araneae; Theridiidae
Source: RefSeq, a predicted model, not a curated record